Messenger RNA from Vicia faba (fava bean), 369 nucleotides. Lineage: Eukaryota; Viridiplantae; Streptophyta; Magnoliopsida; Fabales; Fabaceae. The record is from the annotation of a GenBank genome assembly.
AUGUUUCUCAUAGGAAAAAGUGAAAAGAGUGAUGUGAAAAGAGUGGUGUGGGAUUGCGAAAAUUCUAAGAGUCUAGGUUCUCACGGUGUUAAUUUUGGUUUCAUUAAGGAGUUUUGGGAAAUGAUAAAAGCGGAUUUGCUCAGGUUUAUAUCAGAAUUUCACGCGUACAGUAGGCUUGCAAAAGGAAUCAAUAGUUAUUUCAUCACCUUGAUUCCGAAAGUGGAGAAUCCGACGAAGUUAAUCGAGUUUAGACCCAUCUCUUUGAUUGCGAGCAUGUAUAAAAUCAUAUCUAAACUACUUACAAACAGGCUGAAAUCAGUAAUGCACCAAGUUAUUUCAAAGACUCAGUUUGCAUUUCUGGAAGGGUGA